Guillardia theta CCMP2712 is the source of this 1010-nucleotide messenger RNA. RefSeq lists its product as hypothetical. Bases 150 to 812 code for a protein of 220 amino acids. The transcript has a single exon. NCBI's taxonomy places the organism in Eukaryota, Cryptophyceae, Pyrenomonadales, Geminigeraceae. The record is from RefSeq and is a predicted model, not a curated record.
CCCGCUCCUUUUACUCUCCCUCCUCACUCCCCCCAAUCCUCUCCCUUGCAGCGCCCAUCUCCUUCAGUAACGCUUGUCUUGCUCUUCUCGCCCUUCCCUGUAGUCUCUUUUCUUUCUCGCUGUCUUUCCCUUCACACAACAUUACUGUGAUGCAACGAUACGGCGACAUUCCUUUGGACUUGAGCUCCUGGCUAGUUCCUUCUCCGUUGAAUCCUGUGCAGUCUCAUUACAGCGCUUUCCCGAGCAUCUUGCCUGUUUCUUUCCCUAUCGCGGCUCAAAGUCUUCAGGUGGGUUCAUUGCACCCCAUCAUCCCCUCGGAGGACACCACCCUUCUACUCCAGCAGCAGCUGCGACUGAUGGAGAGUCAGAAUGCCAUGAAGCAGAAGAUGCUAAUGGACGCACUGACUUCUCUGGCCUCGACCAACAUGCUGCUGCAACCUGCUGCAGUCACGAUGGCAACCCCGGUCGUUGCACAGGAGAUUGCUUCCCCCCCAAGUCAAGACAUGACCCCAAUCGACGCCGAGCAGGGCAAGAAAGGGAAGGUGAUGAAGUCCAAGAAGAGCAAGCAGACCAUGAGGAAGCGAAGCUUCUGGUCAGAUGAGGAGCAUCAGCUCUUUAUGGACGCCCUCAAGAAGUACAACGUGAACCCAAUGCGGGAGACAAAGGCGGACGGGAAGCUCUAUGUUGGGCUGGGGCCGUACGUUGCCGACAUGAUCGCGAUCGAGAUCGGGACUAGAAAUGCAGCGCAAGUCCGAUCGCAUGCGCAGAAGUACUUCCAGAAGACCUGCGUUAGUGCGCUACCAGCCAAGUGAAGUCCCGCUAGUUAAAUGCUUGUUGUUAUUCUUUGAAUCCUGACGAAACAUUCUCCCUUUCUAAUGUUAAACCUCAUCGCUCAAGUGGAGAAGACAGAGAUGCACCUUCAGCUCUCAGCACUGUUUGAAUGUCUUUUAAAGGUCCUUGCCCAAUUUUCGAACCGCAAGGUCCCGAUUUUAAUAGAUCUGUGAAAGAUA